ACAUUAUCUCCAUGGAUUUGUUGUCAAAAUUUGGAGUUUUAAGACAGUUGGUAGCUCACCGUUGCGGAUUUACUUUGCACUAUGUCAGGUACGCUGAAUUGGAAUUUGCUGAAAAUGACUGGGUCAACGACCAGGGCAAACACAUAUGUCCGGAAGUACACGGCAGGCUCGGUGCGCAGCGGCGUGCUACAGAACAUUCAAAAUGUAUCCAAGGCUUACAUGCCGACCAGGAGUCCUCCAGAUAACCCCAGCAUUGAUGAAUCGCCGUCGUCUUCCAGCACAAUUCAUCGAAAGAGCCUGAAAUUCCGAAAUAAGCGCACCAAGAAGAAAGUUCCCUCGGCACAGGCGGAAGUUUCAUUCCCAGGAAGAAAGGAAGUCCCAACUCCAGUUCAGGACUCGAAGUACAUGCGUGAGUUCUUCGAUGUGGUUCGUCAGCGUCAUCUCAAGAGUUACUAUCAGCACAUGCAAUUGUCGCAGCCACUUUCGAAGGAAAGUACCCUAAGUCGUGUGUGCCUUAAAUGUGGUCUCCAGAAGCGCACCAAAAAGGAUCCCUCCCAGAAUGUUUACUGCACGGGAGCGGAGAGCAUGCGUCAGAGCCUGAGGGAAAGCGACCCGAAUAAGGACAGGGAUCUCACUUGGUUGUGGAGCUCCACUGCCGCAUACCCGCACUUAUUAUUGAAGUGCGGGAACGACAGUGUUGGCUUCAGAGACAAGUGGUCUCUUCCCUUAUUUAUGUCGCAAAAGCUUAAAGAGAAAGAAGGUCCGCUUUCUAGGGUUAGAUGGUAUUAACAAUCAUUAUA
Messenger RNA from Drosophila bipectinata, 800 nucleotides. RefSeq lists its product as uncharacterized. The record is from RefSeq and is a predicted model, not a curated record. NCBI's taxonomy places the organism in Eukaryota, Metazoa, Arthropoda, Insecta, Diptera, Drosophilidae.